AUGACGCCGGCCGUUCUUUCCAUUCAGAGUGCCACACUUGUCAAAAGUGACCCAUGCAAUCACUACAAUGAUUUCCUCAUCGAGAAGCUUCAUUUCGACGUUCCCCUACGACACGAUCGAUAUAACGCUGAACGAUUGCUGCUGGUUGCUCACAUGGUGUAUGGAGAGGCGCUCUCCGACAAGCUGGAUGCUUGUGACGGAAAAAAGCUCACCGAUCCCAGCACGCGAUUUAGCCUCCAGGACCGGCCAAUUAUUCUCUAUCUUUGUGGAGGACCAGGCGCCGACAAUCCCCCUUGCCGUGUGCCAGAUAUGAAUCGAUGGCUACUAAAUAGGGGCUACCAGAUACUCUAUGUGGACUACCGUGGCUGUGGGGAGAGCAGCCCGGUAAAUGCUAGGAUUCUGAAGAAGCGAGGAAUGAGUGACAUGGAGAUGGCGAAUUAUAUCAAACAAUUCUGUCAAGACAAUAUUGUCCGCGAUCUCGAGGCGAUUCGGCUUUGUCUCUCAGUCAAUGCCAAGAGCAUUGAAGGCGAAGACAGCUCCUCGAUCAAAUGGACAGUUCUCGGCCAAUCAUACGGCGGUUAUAUCAGCCUGACAUAUCUUUCCACACAUCCCGAGGGCUUGUUGGAAGUUUUCAUCACAGGAGGCUUGCCUCCAUGCGGAAUGGACAUAAAAGACUAUUUCAAGGUCGAGUAUACGAACAUCGUCGCUCAAAACAAAACAUUUUACGCAAUGUACCCGGAUGCCGCUCGUCUGGUCAGAAGCAUCCUUCAAUUGAUUGCACAAAUUGGGCCACGAAACAUCCAUAUGACUGGCAGAGGGUACAUGACUGGUCAGAAACUCUUGACUUUGGGACGACAGUUUGGUUCCAAGGUUGGGUUCCCAGAAGUGUAUAACUUGCUUCAAAGGAUGCACACCAACCUGUCGACAACAGGAAAGUUGUCUCCAGAAACGAUCAGAGAGUUCGAGGGAGUCCUUCAUGUCGAUGAACGGCCGCUGUACCCUAUUCUUCUCGAGCAAACAUGGUGCAGUGAAGGGGCUACGAGGUGGGCGGCUGAGAGAGUAGCAUCAAAGCUAAAAGGUUUCGAGUAUCUGAGGAUGGAUUCCGACGGGAACUAUCCUGAUCCUGCACAGACGCCACACGGUCUGCCAAUUUAUUUCACGGCCAACACCUAUUGCAAGUUCCACUACGACACGCACGAAGAAUUGAUAGACCUAAAGGGCGCAGCCCAGAUCCUUGCAGAGCAUCCAUGGGAGUGCUCUUACGACUUUGAGCGGCUCGCCGAAAACCAACUUAGUGUACCAGUAUAUGCUAUGAGCUUUGUCCAGGACAUGCACCUUGAUCUUGGCGUUGCUGAGGAUACGGCAGCCAAGGUGGGCGGCCUAAUUCUUGUGGAAGAUGCAGGGUGGCAUCAGGACAUUCGUCACAAGCCUUCUGCGGUGUUGGAGAAAUUGUUUGGAGCUCGCGACACUAUCAAUGAAGCAUCGGGCAAAGCUCAGUCCGGGUAA
This is a messenger RNA of Diaporthe amygdali, 1506 nucleotides long. Its product is annotated as Alpha/Beta hydrolase protein. Gene Ontology annotation, molecular function: peptidase activity. The coding region runs from base 1 to 1506 and encodes 501 amino acids. Lineage: Eukaryota; Fungi; Ascomycota; Sordariomycetes; Diaporthales; Diaporthaceae. Gene Ontology annotation, biological process: proteolysis. The record is from RefSeq and is a predicted model, not a curated record. The transcript has a single exon.